Molecule: messenger RNA, 1188 nt
Organism: Athalia rosae (coleseed sawfly)
Lineage: Eukaryota; Metazoa; Arthropoda; Insecta; Hymenoptera; Athaliidae
Gene: mRpS7
Product: 28S ribosomal protein S7, mitochondrial
Exons: 5
Coding region: 78-779 (233 amino acids)
Biological process (GO): ribosomal small subunit assembly; translation
Cellular component (GO): ribosome
Molecular function (GO): structural constituent of ribosome; rRNA binding; mRNA binding
Source: RefSeq, a predicted model, not a curated record
AAUCCCGUCCCCGUCACGAAUCCCGUGUCUACUGCAUUCGCCUGUCGAGCUGAGGUGGAGGCAGGGGACGUAUAAAAAUGGCCGCCCUUAAAAUGUUUCCGAAGUCCGUAGCUCCGGUUCGAUAUUUUUUAUCAAUAAACAGAUGGAUAGAGAUCAGUUUCAAAAAUAACUACAGCGUUUUUCCUUCAUAUUAUGUAAAGCCGGUUUUUAGAAAAGAACAACAAUCACUGCUGGAAGGAACUGAAGAGGGUGAAAAAUUAGCUCAUACACCAAUAAAACCUGCCAAAAAUCAUCAAACUAGUUCAGCGUUCUAUGAUGAUCUUACUAGACAAUUCACCAACUAUAUAAUGGAAGGUGGUCGGAAAGUCUUAGCACGCCAGUUGCUUGAGUCAACAUUUGAAAAUAUUAAAAGGCUUCAGUUGGAACGAUACAACAAAGCGAAUCCCUCUCAACAAGCACUUAUAGAAGUAGAUCCCAAAGUGAUCUUCCAUACUGCUGUUGAAAAUUCCAAACCACUCCUCAAACUCACCUCGAUCAGAAGAGGUGGUGUCACCUACAAGGUUCCAGUACCAAUAUCUGAUAAGAAUGCACAAUGGGUAGCUAUGAAAUGGCUGCUUACUGCUGCCAAAGAUAAGGAUCGUAAGAUUCAUCUUCCUGAAAAGUUGGCCUGGGAACUUAUUGAUGCAUUCAAUAAUCAAGGCCGCGUUAUCAAGCAGAAGCAAGACUUGCACAGACAAUGCGAAGCAAAUCGAGCCUACGCUCAUUAUCGAUGGAGCUAAACACUUAGUUUAUGGAAAUCCCCUUGUCAAGUAUUUCAUUCAAAGUCCUUAGGUAUCAUAAAAUCCAUGAUUCUUAUACCUGGCGAUCCACUUUCUUCCAUCCUUGAUCUAAUUCUUGCAUUCAUAAGAUCAAUUUUUCGAAUUCUGAGAUAUUUCAAGCCCCAAGGAUUUGAAUACUCUCAGCAACGAUAAGAUAUACAAUGAAUAACGAGCUGUUUCGUUUGCAGAAAAUUUAUUCAAUGUACAUAACAUAUUAGAAUCUAAUCUAUUAUUCAAGUCAGGACAGUAUCUCCAAACACUAGUCGAAACUUUUCAUAAUUGAGAAUAUUUGCACCCUUGAUGUUAAACUUUAAAGUCUCUUUACUAGAAUAACGCCUUAAUUCGUAAUAAAAAGGAUUCAAUGGUGAAA